Molecule: messenger RNA, 1327 nt
Organism: Dendroctonus ponderosae (mountain pine beetle)
Lineage: Eukaryota; Metazoa; Arthropoda; Insecta; Coleoptera; Curculionidae
Product: replication factor C subunit 4
Exons: 3
Coding region: 74-1210 (378 amino acids)
Biological process (GO): DNA repair; DNA-templated DNA replication
Cellular component (GO): DNA replication factor C complex; nucleus
Molecular function (GO): ATP binding; DNA binding; ATP hydrolysis activity
Source: RefSeq, a predicted model, not a curated record
UGAAUAUCACACGGCAACAGCGCACGUAAAAAGACGUUUGUCAAAAAGCGGGAGUAAACAGUUUGUUGUCAAUAUGCAUUCGUUUUUAAAAUCUGGAAAACUUGGAGAAGCCGGUAGCAGUAAUUCCCCCACUUCUGGCAGUGCAAAGAAGAGGCUUAAGAAAUUACAAUGGGUGGAAAAAUACAGGCCCAAAACCGUGGAGGAUGUUGUAGAACAAAAAGACGUGGUGGCUGUAUUAAAAGAAUGUAUCUCGGGGGCUGAUUUGCCCAAUAUGUUGUUUUAUGGCCCUCCUGGAACGGGAAAGACUAGCACUAUUUUAGCAGCAGCACAUCAGCUGUUUGGAGAUUUAUACAAAGAUAGAAUUUUAGAGCUUAACGCCUCAGAUGAAAGAGGUAUACAAGUAAUAAGGGAUAAAAUCAAGACCUUCUCCCAGUUAACAGUAUGCAGUGCAAGAGCAGAUGGCAACCCAUGCCCAGCUUUAAAGAUAAUUAUUCUUGAUGAGGCUGAUGCCAUGACGCAAGCUGCCCAGGCAGCGUUGAGGCGCACUAUGGAAAAAGAAACCAAAACCACAAGAUUUUGCCUUUUGUGCAACUAUGUUUCGAGGAUCAUUGAACCUCUCACUUCCAGGUGCACAAAAUUUCGUUUUAAGCCUUUAAAUCAGUCUUUCAUCUUGGAGAGAUUGCAAGCUAUUUGCAAGCAAGAGAAGGUCCUGGUAGCUGAGAAUAUACUGAAUGUUUUGGUGCAAGAAAGUGGGGGAGACAUGAGAAGGGCUAUCACUGCCCUGCAAAGUUGUGCAAAUCUGCAAGGAAAAAACAGUCACAUCACUUUGGAAAACGUUUACGAGGUUCUCACAGUAGUCCCGGAAAAGUGGGUUGCAAACUUCUUGGAUUUAUGUAGAAAGCCCACAGACAUCAAGCAAAUUAUUCAAUUUAUCAACGAGUUGGAACAACAAGCUUAUCCCACUCAUAAAAUAUUUGAACAGCUAAACGUCUUGCUGAUUGAAUCGGAUACAAUAAGCGAACCGCUCAAGGCAGAAAUAGGCGAAUACCUUGCUGAGUCCAGUUUCCGCAGUACAUGCAGUAGGGCGGACUUCACCCACUUGUUAGAUUUUGCUGUUCACACUCAAGAAAUUCUUACAGUGGAUCCAGAAGCGAGAAAGUGGGAACAACAGGAAAAUGCCAAGUGUACAACCAUCCAAGGUCUUGUGUAAUUUUCAAAAAUGUAUUUAAUAUUUAACUGUUAGAAUACAAAAAAAUAAUGUUUUUUUCAAGGAUCAAUUUAUAAUAAUAUACAAAUAAUUUUACGGGUUUCCACAGAUCCGUUAUAA